AUGUUGACUACAACCGCCCUGGUUCUGAGAGAAAUUGACGGCCCAUUCUCGCUAGAAGAAAUAUUCGUUGAGACAAUAAGGAAUGACGAGGCUUUAGUUGAGAUUCAUGCAACAGGACUAUGUCACACUGACUUGUCUUGCGCAAACGGCACAUUACCCGCCACUGCACCUGCAGUCUUGGGCCAUGAAGGGGCUGGGGUCAUCAAAGAAGUAGGGUCACACAUCACAGACCUGAAACCCGGUGACAAAGUGCUUCUUUCUUAUUCUCAUUGCGGUGCCUGCGAACAAUGCACGUCAGGACAUCCUGCAUACUGUUAUUCUUUCGUUCCGUGGAACCUCGGCGGGAAACGACCUGAUGGCUCAACUACAAUGGGACUUGAGGAUAACCAAGCCAAAAUCCCCCUAUUCAGCCGCUUUUUUGGCCAAAGCUCUUUCGCACGCCUUACAAUUGCCCAUAGAUCGAGUCUGGUGAAAGUGGGGGCUAACACCGAUCUGUCUUUGUUUGCACCACUUGGAUGCGGCUUACAAACGGGAGCGGGCUCCAUUCUGAACACACUUAAUGUACAGCCCGGAAAAACAGUGGCGAUCUUUGGAGUCGGGUCUGUAGGUAUGAGCGCGGUCAUGGCAGCUAAAAUUCGCGGUGCGAAGGAGAUCAUUGCUGUUGACCUUCAACAGUCCCGGCUCGACUUGGCCAAGUCGCUUGGAGCCACAGCUACCAUAUUGGGCAACGACACCGACAUUAUCUCAAAAGUUCAAGAGAUCUCACCGCCAAAUGGUGUCCACUAUGCUUUGGACUGCUCAGGUGUGCCUGCGGUCAUUGAGAUGAUGAUCAAUUGCCUCGGGACACGGGGCAGAGCUGCUUCUGUGGGGGCCCCAGCGCCCGGAAGGAAAGUCGGGAUUGAUGUUUUUGCACAACUAAUUAACGGACGCGAAUAUUUUGGUUGCUGCGAGGGGGACUCUGUCCCAAACAUGGUGAUUAAUGUUCACACCCUGGAUGGUGAAUAA
Penicillium canescens is the source of this 1005-nucleotide messenger RNA. RefSeq names its product NAD(P)-dependent alcohol dehydrogenase. The coding region runs from base 1 to 1005 and encodes 334 amino acids. The transcript is spliced from 3 exons. NCBI's taxonomy places the organism in Eukaryota, Fungi, Ascomycota, Eurotiomycetes, Eurotiales, Aspergillaceae. The record is from RefSeq and is a predicted model, not a curated record. Gene Ontology annotation, molecular function: oxidoreductase activity; zinc ion binding.